UCUGUUGCUCAUCGACAGAAGGCUUGCUUUCAUCGUGCCCAUCAUGAAGCGACCGAUACUGCCACUGCUUUUGGUUCUCUGCAUCUUUCUAGCCUUCACGUUCGCGCGAGACGACCUCGAUCACAUCACGACAGAACCUGCGAAACUGCAGGAGAGUCCUCUGUCAUCAGGUACAACCCCGUUGGAACAUUCGUCAGAAAACAAGGUCGAAGAGGAGGAUGACAGCCAUGAGGGACCAUCGGUUGCAGUCAUUGAGGCUACAGCGCUGUUGCGCAAGAUCAAGCCUCCGACGACGUCCAAGCUUGCAGAUCUGGUGAAGAAGCCCACGGGAGUGAUAGGAACGACCGUAUACUAUGCCAAAGAGGCAUUUGUGCUCCUCUUCAUGAACGCGCCAAAUGCUGGCAACCUCGCGACGACUUCUGCCAACACACAACCACGGAAGCUUGGUCAACCGUUAUCGAAGGCUGUCAAUUUGCUCGAACAGGCUGCUACAGAUGAGGAAGAUCGAGAUGCCAUUUUCCUCCUCGCGGAGAUGAACUUCCACGGCAACCAUACCCACCCUGUGGAUUACGACGAAGCGUUCAAACGAUACAAGCAAUUGGCGGACAUUGAUGGGAACAGCACUGCUCAGUACAUGAUCGGAUUCAUGUAUGCGACUGGGUUGGCACCCUCUGUACCCUCAAACCAAGCGAAGAGCAUGCUUUAUCACACAUAUGCUGCUGAGACCGGCAACACCCGCUCGCAGAUGACUCUGGCAUAUCGAAAUUUGGCAGGUGUGGCAGCGCCGAGGAAUUGCGACGAGGCGGUUCAUUGGUACAAGCAAGUUGCAGACAAGGCUGUGCUUUACUAUCGUUCUGGCCCUCCCGGAGGACACAGCUUGGUUCGCGACGCCUUUAGAAUCGCCGACGAGGACGGAGGUGUGUACGGCGAGGGGGCUAGCGUAGCUUCUGCGGGUCCUAAUGCCAAAUAUGGUGGUCCGACAAGCGAUGCGUACGCGAGCAUAGAGGAUGUUCUUGAAUAUCUUGAGCUGCAGUCUUCGAAAGGCGACAUUAAGGCGACAUUCAGCCUCGCACGACUUCACUACGACGGAGCCAAAGAUCUUCCGGUCGACUUUCAACUUGCUAAGAAGUAUUUCAUGGAUAUUGCACGGCAGUACUGGACUUCGGCGAACAAGAUCAGGAAGGACGUGCCUGGAGUGACGGAGAAAUACGCCUCGAAAGCUGCUGGGUACCUGGGACGCAUGUUCCUGCGAGGCGAGGGCACGCAACAAAGUUUUAAGCUGGCUAAGACGUGGUUCGAGCGUGGACUGAAGAAUGGAGAUGCACUGUCUCAGUACAGCUUGGGAUUGAUGUAUCUUGAUGGGCUUGGCGUGGAGCAAAACACGAUGAAGUCCGCAGAGUACCUCGCAGCAGCAGCGGAUCAAGAUCUCGCAGUCGCUCAGACGAAGCUCGGCAUCUUGUUCCUCGAUCAGGGUGAUACCGCGACCGCAACCAAAUACUUCGAACUCGCCGCACGGAAUAGUCACAUCGAAGCGUACUACUAUCUCGCGGAGAUGGCAGAGAAAGCAAUUGGACGAGAUCGGUCGUGUGGCCAGGCAGCUGUGUACUACAAGAUUGUCGCCGAGAAAGCAGAGCCUGUCUGGAGUUCGCUUGCGGAGGCCGUGGACGCAUACGACGCCGGUGAUUACCAGCGAGCUAUCAUUGGGUACCUCAUGGCCGCAGAGCAAGGCAGUGAGAAUGCGCAGGCCAACGUCGCAUGGCUUCUGGACCAGACAAAACCGACAUGGUCGCCUCUGUCUUGGUUCAAAUCUGUGCAGCAAAAUGCCACCAACACCAUAGGCGACGCAGCUCUGGCGCUCAUCCACUGGACACGGUCUGCCAAACAACAAAACAUUGACAGCCUGGUGAAAAUGGGCGACUACUACCUCAACGGCAUCGGCGCGCCGGCCUCUCCCGAGCACGCUGCGGCUUGCUAUCAGGCUGCUGUUAACACUCUGCAGUCCGCGCAAGCCAUGUGGAAUCUCGGAUGGAUGCACGAGAAUGGCGUUGGUAUCAACCAGGACUUUCACCUUGCGAAGCGAUUCUACGACCAAGCUCUUGAGACGAAUCCUCGCGAAGCGUACUUCCCUGUCAAGAUCAGCUUGUUCAAACUUCGCUGGCGAAGUUGGUGGAAUGGCGUUACACGAGGUGGCGUACACGGCAUCGAAGACGAAGACAAGGAGAAGAAGCGAAGGAGUUUCGCUGAGUGGCUGAACGACUUCCUUGAAGCAGACGCUGCGUAUUACGACCAGUACGAAGCUGACGAUUGGGAAGACGAUCACAUGCCUGGCGGAGAUGCAUACUAUGACGAUCUGGAAUUUGAGGACGGUGUGCUGGAGACAUUACUGAUCGGCGGCUUGAUCGCCACGCUGGGUUUCCUGUUUUAUUACCGAGGGCGCCAACAGCGUCAAUUGGAGAAUGGGCGUUGGGUUGACCAGCAACAGCAGCCAGGCAAUGCAGGUGAAGAGCAGCAGCAGCAGCAAGAGGCUCAGCAGCAGGAUAGAGGCGUCUUCCCAGAGCCGGGCGAUCCGGCCGUGAAUGACUGGCUUGCUGGUGGCCUGCUUUGA
Molecule: messenger RNA, 2605 nt
Organism: Zymoseptoria tritici IPO323
Lineage: Eukaryota; Fungi; Ascomycota; Dothideomycetes; Mycosphaerellales; Mycosphaerellaceae
Exons: 2
Coding region: 44-2605 (853 amino acids)
Biological process (GO): ERAD pathway
Cellular component (GO): endoplasmic reticulum membrane
Molecular function (GO): protein binding
Source: RefSeq, a predicted model, not a curated record